Neocloeon triangulifer is the source of this 1905-nucleotide messenger RNA. It is a transcript of the gene Pih1D1, whose product is annotated as PIH1 domain-containing protein 1. Gene Ontology annotation, biological process: rRNA processing; box C/D snoRNP assembly. The coding region runs from base 231 to 1157 and encodes 308 amino acids. Lineage: Eukaryota; Metazoa; Arthropoda; Insecta; Ephemeroptera; Baetidae. Gene Ontology annotation, cellular component: cytoplasm; ribonucleoprotein complex; R2TP complex. The transcript has 7 exons. The record is from RefSeq and is a predicted model, not a curated record.
GGCCUUGUUGUUUCUAUGGUUCCCUCACGAGACUGCUGCAAACACACAAGCGAGCCGAGUUAAUUUUUAAUUUACGCUGCUUUUACGCAACGCCUCGACACAAGACCCGAUAUAAUCACAAUUAAGUUAAUUUUCUAAACUUAAAUUGAAAAUUUGAGCAAAAUCAACCCAGUUUUAAGUGCGUUUUGAUAAGAUCAAGAUUGCUCGUCAGUGAAUUUUGGCACAAGACGAUGUCGGCGAAAACGAACAAAGUCUUGUUGGAGGUGGACAGGGGUCUUCUGGAGAAAAAGCUUAUGAUUGAGGAGCCUCAUCACGCUUUUGCCGCCCCUAACGAAGAGCUCGAGCGACUUUUUCCAACGCCUGAACGACCUGAACAGCCUUGCAAAAUCAUUCAACUCAAACCAGGAAUUUGCGUGAAGGCGCGCGCCACCUCUGGAGAGAAAGUUUUCCUCAACCUCUGCACGUCCGAGGAAAUCCCACAAACCAAGGACGUGUCCGAGAUCGAAUUGGCCCAGAUUUUGAAUUCGGAUGACCCUUCAACCUUCAGAGUGCCGAUGAGCCUCGGAGAAGGAAGAUUUGAAAAAGACAAAAGCGGCCAGCAGUGCCAAGUUUUUGACAUCGCCAUUCAUCCCAAGACCCUCCAGAAGGUGGAAAACAAUGAGCUAUUUAGGCAGUUCAUCUUGACGGCUGCCAUGGAAGGAGUCCAGAACAAGUACAACGUGGCGCUCAAAAUUGGAGAAGUGACUAUUUUGACCAAGAGAAAAAGCAUAGGCACGCCCAAGUCCCAGCGCAUCCGCUCGGACGGCCCUUCCACCCCCGCUGGACCCCUGAUCUCGGAAAUCUGCCCCGCGCAGGCCAACGACCUCAAACCGCGCACCAGAGUGCCCAAGUACAAAAUCACGGGCGAACCAGCCAAGGGAAAACUGCAGACAAUGGUCGCCGAACUCACCUUGCCCGAAGUGGCGUCGUCUGCUGAAUUGACUGCGGAUAUUGGGGAGGAUCGAAUCUUGGUGCAGGCUCACAAGAGUAACUACAAAUUGGACGUUUUUCUCCCACACUUGGUUGACCAAGACGCAGUGACAGCCCAAUUCGACAGAGAUUCAAAAAUUCUGACGCUGUGGUUGCCGGUGAAGCGAGUUUUGGCUGCAGGACAGUGACGGAGCCGCCCUCACCCGCCACUAGCUGCAUUUCUCAUCAACUGCCCACACAAAUUAAAAUUCCAAAAAUUCCUUCCUAAUAAAAAGUAAAAUAAAAAGUUUUAUUAUACUUCAUUAUUGUUUAAUCUUGACAAAUCAAAGUGAAAAAGUUGCGUCGAAUAAAAUUUAAGGAUUUUAGCAAAUUGCCAGCACGAGCUGUUAAUGGAAGCAUUUACGUGUUAAGUUUGACCUCUGUCGGUGAGUUAUCCUUUUAGAAAGGCGGCACAAAGAAAUAGUCGAAGCAAGCAGCCUCACUUUUAAAUAGUUGAGUGAUUAAGCCUUUUCAUACUGUGGCCACUUCUUUGCCUGUCAUGAAUUCAUUAGCGCCUAUUUUGCUGCGCCCGACCGACCGUCCAAAGUAAAAAAGAUUCUCCAAAAGUACAGCUGCUCCUGCCUUUUAUUUAUUUAGCUCUCUCGCACGCCUUAAAUUCACAAUUUCCAUCAUUAAGAGCAGGCGCAGUAAAAAUUUUUGUCCUUUUUUGUCGGUGGCGAGUUGCUCGGCGAAUUUCUCGGAAAUCAUAUCAGCGUCUGUGAAUUUUUUUGCCGAGAGAAGGAGUUUUCGGCAGCGUUGUCUCCAAAACUUGCGACAUUUUCAGCCAGAGGCGCGCAAACAGGAUGCUCGAUCAGCUUGAAAUUAAGAAUCAAAGAAAUUUUUUAUAAAUCUAAUUUAUCGAUUUUGUAACAACGUUAAGAUCUAAUUUCCUGUUUA